AGAUCACCCCGACCCCGAGCCGUCCGCCCCCGUCGUCACACAAAACCUCCCCCACAAAGCAGCUCGCCGCUAGCGCUAGGACAGCGAAGCAGCUCUGGCUUGUUGCAAGCUGCCCGCUAAUCCCCCUCUGUCCAACCAUAAUCGCGCGUCAAUCACCCGCUAACCCCUCCUGCCGUGCCGGCCGCCGGCGCCUGGCCCGCCUCGCAUUCCCAUGCUUAAAUUAAUUCCCUAGUGGAGGCUGAUCCAGCUCGGCGGGCUCUGGGGGAGCGAGAGGGGAGAUUCCGCGCGGCGCCAGCCCGGGAUCCGAUCGGGCGGUCGAUGCUACGGGCGCGGGGUGGCGGGGCAUGGCUGCGCGGCGAGGGGGAGCUAUGAGGCCGCCGACCAGCAGCAUGCGCGCGGCGCUCGCGCGGUCGCCGGCCGCCUCGUUCCUGCUGGCCGCGGCGGCCGCGGCGGCGGUCGUGGGCGGCCUGUACUUCUGGGUGGUGGUCUCGUCGUUCCGCCUCCCCGACUCCGGCGCCGCCGGGUGCCGCCCCGACGGCGAGGGGUCGUGGUCGGUGGGGAUGUUCUACGGCAGCAGCCCGCUCGAGCUACGGCCCAUCGAGCUGGAAGGGAGAAGCAACGGGAACAGCUCGGCGUGGCCGGUGGCAAACCCCGUGCUGACCUGCGCGACCCCGACGGAGGCGGGGUACCCGAGCAAUUUCGUCGCCGACCCAUUCCUCUACGUCGAGGGGGAUACACUAUUUCUCUUCUUUGAAACAAAAACAACAACCUCGAUGCAAGGUGAUAUUGGAGUUGCAAGAAGUUUCGAUAAAGGUGCAACAUGGGAGUUUCUUGGCAUUGCUUUAGAUGAGGCAUGGCAUCUGUCAUAUCCAUUUGUGUUCAAAUACGAGAACGAGAUUUACAUGAUGCCAGAAGGAAACAAAAAGAAGGAGCUGCGCCUUUAUCGUGCUACCAAGUUUCCCCUUGAAUGGACAUUGGAGAAGGUGCUUGUCAACAAGCCACUCAUUGAUUCCUCAUUAGUCCAAUUUGAUGGAUACUGGUGGUUAUUUGCUUCUGAUUUUUCACGGUAUGGCGUUGAGAAGAAUGCAGAGCUUGAGAUUUGGUACAGUAACUCUCCUCUUGGUCCUUGGACUGAGCACAAGCAAAACCCUAUUUACAAAUCGGACAAAAGUUUGGGAGCUCGAAAUGGUGGGAGGCUCUUUGUAUUUGAAGGUUCAUUGUAUCGUCCUGGUCAGGAUUGCAGUGGUACCUAUGGGCGGAAGGUUAAGUUGUACAGAGUUGAAAAGCUAACCAAGGAAGAAUAUAAAGAGGUCCCAGUAAAACUUGGGAUUGAAGAGCCUAAGAAAGGUAGAAAUGCAUGGAAUGGCAUGAGAUACCAUCACAUGGAUGCCCAACAACUUGCAUCCGGUGGAUGGAUUGCUGUAAUGGAUGGUGAUCGUGUCCCUUCAGGCGAGUCAACACGACGUUCUCUCUUUGGUUACAUAGGCUUCUUGUUAGCAAUUGCUCUUGUUGUUUUUGUGGGUUUUGUGAAAGGUGCGAUCAGUUGCUACAUUCCUCCAAGCUUCUGGGUUUUUCAGACAAGGAGAACUGAAUUGUCUCGUAUCUUGCCUGUGCACCGCUUCAACCAGAAAGUCCGCAGAUAUUCUACCAAUAUCAGCAGAUAUUUCUCUGCUUCCAAAACAAGACUCAAUGAAAAAACUUGGUCCAACAUGCUGUUCUUUUGGGUAGUUGCUCUAAUUGGUAUCGUGAAUGUGUGCAUUGCUGUGCAUUUCUUAUUUAGCGGCAUUGGUGCUGAAGAGGCGUACACAUAUAAAGGGCAACACUCUCAAUUCACGAUGGUCACAAUGACAUAUGAAGCUCGUCUCUGGAACUUGAAGCUAUUUGUUGAACACUACUCGAGAUGUGAGUCUGUUAGGGAGAUAGUUGUCGUUUGGAACAAAGGUAACCCUCCAAGCAGUGAUGCCUUUGAUUCUACUGUUCCUGUCAGGAUACGGGUUGAAGAGAUCAACUCUCUCAACAAUAGAUUCAGGGUUGAUCCUCUGAUAAAGACCCGAGCUGUCUUUGAACUGGAUGAUGAUAUUAUGAUGACCUGCAGUGACUUGGAGAAAGGGUUUAGGGUCUGGAGAGAACACCCUGAGCGGAUGGUGGGCUUUUACCCUCGGAUGAUUGAUGGCAACCCAUUACAAUACAGGAAUGAGAGAUACGCUAGGGGUAAGAGGGGAUACAAUCUGAUCCUCACAGGGGCUGCUUUCAUGGACAGUGAGUUUGCGUUCAAGAAGUACUGGAGUGAGGAAGCUCGUGAAGGGAGGGACUAUGUGCACAAGAACUUCAACUGUGAGGAUCUGCUGAUGAAUUUUCUAUAUGCGAAUGCAAGCUCCUCCAGGACCGUGGAGUAUGUCCACCCGGCAUGGGCUAUUGACACAUCCAAGCUUUCUUCCGUCGCAAUCAGCCGAAACACACAGAAGCACUAUGAUAUCAGAACAAAUUGCUUGGCGAAGUUUUCCUCCAUAUAUGGCCCCCUCCCUCAGAAAUGGGAGUUUGGCAUGCGAGAAGACCGUUGGGAUAAAUAGUGUGACAAAGGCGCUGUACCGAGCAAUGAAACACAUAUGCUUCAUUAAGAUUUUUUGUUGAUCCCAUGCAAAGUUUUGUAGCAUGGGGAGAAAUUAUAGCCCUUCUGGUACAAAUGCCCUGGUCUGUGAUGUACGUAUUAGAUUCGGCUAGAAGCCUAGAACUGUGCAGAUUGAGGUGGAUCAUUGUACACAACUUUAGAAGCUUAUGUUGAAAUAGACCAAAUGCAGUGCAGUGAAUGUGAAGCAAAACAAGAGUCUGGAAACUGCAUACUGCGCGGUGAGGUUCAGAUUGUUGGGUUCCUUUUAUCUCUGUAGCCUGUGUACAUUUUUACCCCUAAGAUUGGGCUAGCUUGAUGUGUGAUUAUAUGCGCUUCUUUUUGUAAGUUGUAACAUAAGAAUAUCGUUGCGGCUGGUAGUUUUAAUUUUCAACUCUUUCAGCCUCAUCA
Messenger RNA from Panicum virgatum (switchgrass), 3016 nucleotides. Its product is annotated as glucosamine inositolphosphorylceramide transferase 1-like. Gene Ontology annotation, molecular function: glycosyltransferase activity. Lineage: Eukaryota; Viridiplantae; Streptophyta; Magnoliopsida; Poales; Poaceae. The record is from RefSeq and is a predicted model, not a curated record. Bases 345 to 2570 code for a protein of 741 amino acids. Gene Ontology annotation, cellular component: membrane. The transcript is spliced from 4 exons.